AUUGUGAGCUUUGUCGCUCUAAAUUGAUCUUACAGACCGGUCCAAUGUGGCCAAGGACGGCAUCGCUUCCCCGGGCGACUUGUCGCAACGCCCAUCUCCCUCCGAGGGCACCAUGCGGAGCGCGCAGCUUUGGGGUUGCUGCGCAAACAAAUCCACUCCGAUGCAAAACCCGCCAUUCAGCUCUCUCUUCACAGCAAUUUGAUCCAAGGCAACACAGGCGAUGGAUUACGCAAAAAUAUCUCCAGCGCAUGCAGGAGGGAAGAGAGGAGUGGGCUCGACAUGCUGAGGAGAUUAAGGCAGGAGAGCGGAAGAACUUCGCGGCCCAUCUGGAGGACCGAGGUUUGAUACACGAUGUUGUCGGAGAACGCGAACUACUACACAAAGUGUUCACCGAGAAGAGAGCUGGUAUCUACGUCGGAAUCGACCCCACAGCACCUUCGAUGCAUGUUGGACACAUGCUGCCUUUCAUGGUAUUGGCCUGGGGAUAUGUUUGGGGAUUGCCAGUGACUUUCCUGCUUGGUGGUGCAACAUCUCGAGUGGGUGACCCAACGGGACGGUUGAAGGGACGUGAGCAAGUUCAUUCCUCAAUUCGCAAAGCGAACAUGGCGAGCAUGCACAUGCAGUUGAAGAAGCUGGGCUCCAGCAUUGAGCAGUACGGCCGACGACACGGCUAUGAGAGGAAACCUAUCUGGAAACGGGCGCUGCUCAACAAUAACACUUGGUGGAACUCGAUGCCUUUUAUUCAGGUUCUACGGGAUUUGGGCGCAUACAUGCGACUUGGCCCCAUGCUGGGCCGAGACACUGUCAAGACUCGGUUGAGCCAGGGUGACGGCAUGUCUUUCGCCGAAUUCUCUUACCCACUUCUUCAGGCAUGGGAUUGGUGGACUAUGUUCCAAAAGGGUACACAAGUCCAAGUUGGAGGAUCCGACCAAUACGGCAAUAUCCUGUUUGGAAUGGAUGCUGUGAAGGCGAUCAGCCGCAACACUGCUGACGAACAGCUCCGCAAUCCUUUGGAAUCGGAGCUUGACCGACCUAUUGGAUUCACAACCCCUCUUCUAACUGCGCCCUCUGGAGAGAAGUUUGGAAAGUCUGCGGGUAAUGCUAUCUGGCUUGACAAGGACAUGACUUCUACUUUUGAGCUCUACCAGUUCUUUGUCCGCACACCUGAUGACACCGUGGAGAAAUACCUCAAGCUGUUUACGUUCAUCCCCCUGCCCGAGAUUGCCUCGAUUAUGGAGGAGCAGAACAAGGAUGCUUCGAAGCGCGUGGCUCAGCACAAGCUAGCCUAUGAGUUUGUUGAGCUGGUCCACGGUAAAGAAGAGGCGGAUGCCGUCUCGCUUCAGCACCGCCAGCUGUUCCGGCCUCGGUCCUCAACCGGCGAGCCAUCCCCGAUGCCUCGGACCACGAACCCCCCUGCCAGCCACGCUCAAUCUUCUACCUCCGGCUUCGCGACUCCCCAGUCAGGAAACCCGUACGCGUCCCAGACCAACUUCGCCAACAUGCCUAAUGCUCGGGUCACUCUUCCCAAAUCCUUAGUUCACAACCAAUCCUUCAACAAGAUUUUGUGGUCUGCUGGCCUCGUGGCUUCCAAGGGCGAGGGCCACCGUGUAAUUGUGAACAACGGUGCCUAUGUGGGUAGCCGUCCUGGCGACAGCGGGCCCAUGUCUGACGAUCUUGCGUUUACUCCUAUUCGUCCUUGGCCUGCGGAGAAGACCCAGGAGUACAUCAUCGGCGACAACCUUCUGAUGCUUAAGCUCGGCAAGUGGAAGUUCAAGAUGGUCGAAAUUAUUAGCGACGAGGACUUCCGUGCUAAGGGGCUGACUGCCCCCGGAUGGGAGGAGGAGCCCUCGGAAUCGACCGAGUCGAAGGAGUGAUUCUGCUGGUCAUUUGUAAAGAUGAUGGAUGAUAUCUCUACUUGUAUUUUUAGACUUGGUGUCGCAUAAUCUCCUGUACAAUAUGCAUCUUGAGCCUCUUGAUUUUCUAAAAUGACAACAAUAC
This is a messenger RNA of Penicillium subrubescens, 1998 nucleotides long. Its product is annotated as tyrosine--tRNA ligase MSY1. The record is from RefSeq and is a predicted model, not a curated record. Gene Ontology annotation, cellular component: cytosol; mitochondrion. Gene Ontology annotation, biological process: tyrosyl-tRNA aminoacylation. Lineage: Eukaryota; Fungi; Ascomycota; Eurotiomycetes; Eurotiales; Aspergillaceae. Gene Ontology annotation, molecular function: ATP binding; tyrosine-tRNA ligase activity; RNA binding. The transcript is spliced from 5 exons. Bases 45 to 1874 code for a protein of 609 amino acids.